GUUGACGCGUCCUCGUAUAAUCCUUUGUUGUUUAUGCAACUCAGAUGACAGACAAUCAGUGGUGCCAAACUAAGAUAGGGUCAAUAAAAUCUCUAAAAAAUGGCCGGAUCCAGUCAUGAUCAAUUUUCUAAAUGGCUGGACGAAAAAUUACGAGAAUUGAAUACGGACGAGUCAGUUUUCGGCUCUUACAUAACGGGAAUCCUUGACAGCGAUGAAACGGCCGAAGAGAAACAGGAGGCUCUCGAGGGAAUCCUUUCCGAGAUAUUAACAAAUGAGGAAGAUAUAUCAAAAAUUUGCAAUGAAAUACUGGAUAAAUGGGAAGCGUUAAAGUCCAAAGAGCCCCCACCACAGGCACUAUCAACUGACGAUAUGAAUGACAAACUGGCCAAACUACUUGAAUCCCAGUCUCUAGCUACGACCAAGCAAAAACAAUACACAGCAGAGGAGAAAAAGAUUAAAGACGCGAUUUUAUCGCAAUAUGGCCAAAUGACUGACAGUGAGGAAGAAGAUGAUGAUGUUCAAGGGGCUGCUGCUCCUGCUGCCGCUGCUGCUGCUUCGGGAGAACCCAAAGAGAAUGGACUGGAGAAAAAUUUAAACUUCCAAACAGUUCAAAGGGCUGAAAAAGAUAAACGAGAACAAGCCAGAAUGGACAGUCAAAAGAAAAAGGAAAAGGAUAGAGAGGACAGAGAGAAACAAAAACAACUAAAAGAAGAUAAGAAGGAAAAACGUAAGACUCAAAAAGGAGAAAGGAGGAGGUAGCACUUCAAAUAAAAUUAUUGUUGUAAGAUAAAAGUUAUUGAAUUUGUAAAAAAAUGUACAAUUGAUUAUUGCGAAUAAUAUGAGAAAUUAAAUCAAUCUGGAGUGUCAUAUUUUCUAAAUAAAUACUAAACACU
Messenger RNA from Brassicogethes aeneus, 893 nucleotides. The record is from the annotation of a GenBank genome assembly. NCBI's taxonomy places the organism in Eukaryota, Metazoa, Arthropoda, Insecta, Coleoptera, Nitidulidae.